CACGCGUGGCUGGACCUGUUCGGGUACGGGCCGGCGCAGGCCACGCAGACUAAUUGUGCCUCCAACGUGUGGCUGGCGGCCGGAGCGCAGAUUUUGCUGCUGGUCGCGGUGACGCGUUCCAUCGCGGAUGAGUGGGACUUGGACGGCCGGCAGCGGGGGCUGGUGGUCGCCGUCGUGUUCCUCGGGAUGUUCUUCGGCAACCUGCUCGGGGGGUUUCUCGGGGACACGCUGGGCCGGAAACCCGUGCUCAGCAUCGCCUACCUCUCCGUCUUUUUCGUUUCGCUCCUGUCCGUGAUGAGCAAAAGCUACUCGCUGCUCGUCUUUUUCCGCUUCCUCAUGGGCGUCGCGUUCGGCAUCGGGCAGCCCGUCGCCACGGUGUUCAUCUCCGAGGUCGUGCCGACGGACUGGCGCGCCACGGUGGUUUUGACGCAGUGCAGCUUCGCGGUGGGGGAGCUCUACGCGGCCUUCCUGGUCUGGUGGGACGAUGACAACAUGCUGCAGCUGGAUUGGCGCGCGCUCACCAUUCUCGGAACGUACCUGUGGUCAUGAUGUCUGUCAUUCGAUCUACAACACUUCAAGAGCCUGAUCUUCGGAUGCAAUCUAAAAACGCUUGUGACAAAUUUCCUUGCAAAUAAUACCUCGUGAAAUUUUUUUCAAACAGUCUUCCCGCCUUUUUCGCCAUCGUCUACGGAUACCUCAACCUGCAGGAGUCUCCGCGCUGUUACGAUGUGUGAAACAAAUCUACACGACAAUAGUACACCAUGCGUUGCGCGUCAGAUGACUGAGGAUCAAAGAAUGUUCCAUGUCAGUACAAGCAACUUCCGUCAUUCGCAGUGGAAAAUGGACAACAACAUUUGAAGUUUUCCGAAGUAAAAGCAUGUGUGACAGAAAAGCAAGAGCUAUCGUUGAGUACAAGAAUUUAUUGGAAACUAUUGAAAAUUUUUGUUUUCCUUUUCCCCACCUGCAUACUCUGCUCGCUUACCACAACCGGCUGGGCGAGGCGAGUGAGGCGCUGAACUACUUCCGGGACAUGAACCGGCCAAAUUUCGGCAUUCCCGACAUGGGCAUGUGCCGCUUGGUCGGCGUGGAUCAGAAGGCGCUGCGGAUCAAGAUCCAGAAGCCCCGCUCGCUCUUCGACGACAACCCGCAGCUGCACGUGCUCGGGGGAAUGGACGAGGGACGGAAAAACAACAACACCACAACGCGGUCGCAGCCCGGCAGCAUGCUUUACUUCCACGAUCCCAGAAGCUCAGAUUUCCUGACACGGAGCGUCAACCGGCUGUAUGGUAGGAUGCUGAUUUUUUGUACUUUCCGACCUUGUCAUUAUGUUUCUACUACCGGUACCGAGUAGCUGAUCCCGGUGUCCUGUUUCUUGCUAAAAGAAAAUCACUAGGCGCGUUUCAACCACGAGCAUGGUGCAUGCAGCUGGAUUCCUGCUCCUGCGCCUUCUUUAUUUCGGUUUCUGAUGCUAUCUUUUGUUCGACACUUGUGUGGCCUUUUCCGGGCCAUUCGCAUUCAAGGACUGCAACUUCGACAACAAUGAAGUGCUUACCGCAAGAUCCUCUCAACACUACAUCACCAGGCACUCUGACGCAGUACGCAACGUCGUCCAGUUCCUCGAUUGAAGGGGAAGAUGAGGCAGGGCACCGGCAUAUGCUCGACCCGGCGCUGAAGAAAAGAAUCAACGCCGCACGCCGAAACAAAUCUGCAGCUUCCCAGCAAGCGAUGCGGAGUGGCGAGGGCUCGGCCGGGGAGUCCGCGUCUUCGGUCGAGAUCGUCGAAGAUUUGGAAAAUGACAACGACAUGGAGGCUGCCCUCACGCAGAUGAAGCAGCGCAUGCUGCACGUGCUGGCGGGGUACCACGGCGACGCACGAGCGAGCGGCCGCGUGAUCACAACCGAUGGCACCGCGUCGCAGCCGCUAGCAGUCGGCGCGGGAGCUGCUGCUUCGCGGUCCACCUACAACAACCUCCGGCCCACGCGCUCGGUUCCGUUCGCGCAGCGCUUUGUAAGCGCGGCCGCACAGCAACCGGACACAGGGGAUGCCUCGUCCGACGUGCCGACGGUCAUUUCGUCGGCACGCCCGUCCUCAGUGCGAACCGUGGAUCCGCGUCCGCUGCACGUCAUUGGAGGUAACCACGACCCGCUAUGAAUGAAAUGACUUCAUCAGCAGCGUCUCCUGUUAGUGUGAUUCAAUAGUGUACCAAAUAACAUCAAAAAUCUCCGGUCGCGAUCGUCAAUCUUUCUAUUUCGAUUUUGUCGUACAAAAAUAAAACUGCAACGAACGUAACACGAAACGUUGACGUCGCUAACAUCAAGCUGCACCUUGACCACAGGUACGUCAGCGCGGUCCGACCCGCAGCUGCAGCAAAACCCGACGCAGCCGUACGGCCCGCGCGAUGGCGUUUCGCGGUCGGUGGCCCUGGCGUCGUCGCAACGGGAGGACUUGGACGGGCACCCGAACACGGAGUAUGGGCGCCCUUUGUUUUACUUUUACGGUGAGGAUGAACAACAGGAGUCCGAUGUUGACAGCUCGGGGAAUGAGCAGGUGCACGACACGCUCCUACACAGCGCCGCCGACAGCGCCCGAGACCCAGCACAGCGUGCCGUGGACCAGCUGCUCCAGCGAGCUGCUGGAGAAGGAGCCGGCGCUACAAUCAGCAACAAUGAACUGGUUGGAAACACCCAGCUGGACCUGUCCGGCCGGGCCCAGCAGCUGACCCACGACCUGAUCGCGAACGCGGCCGUCGGUAGUAGAGCGGCAUCGAACGAGUUGAUUGCCAACAGCGAGUUGGACCUGAGCGGGCGCGAACUGCAGUUUAUGCACCAACUUUUGGAGCACGCGGAGGCCCGGCUGGAUGUGAACGCGUCCUUGACGGACAACGUGGUCCAGGAUUUGCUGUAUUCGGUGAACCGCGUGGGGCAGGUCUUGGAUCAACUGCAGAGCAGCUCGUCUAGCGAUUAUCCGGGUCGGUCUUUCCGCCUACCGGGGCAGAUCUUGGAAGGGGCGCACCGCUCGGAGAAGGCCGCAAAAGUUGCGACUGUUGUCGCAGAGGGCGAAGCGGCGGGACCGGGAGAAGGUGCAACGGUGGACGAAGACGUGGUGGAAGAAGCUGCAGCGACGUCGGCGGCAGGCAAUAGAAGCGCUGCUGCCGCGCCAAAACAGGUCGAGGCGGAGGGCGAGGCGGCAGGGGGCGCUGAUGAACUACAGGGGUCGCUGGCGGUCGUCGAGGAGAGCGCCGGGGCCCCUGCCGCCCCGGUACAACAGCCAGGUGCUCCGCCGGAACAACAAGUAGACAUAGUGGUUGAGAGCCCGCCAUCGCCAAUUCAGCAGAACAAGGACGCAGGCCAGCUCGUUGCGAGCGAAGAAGUGGUCCAAGACGGCGCAGCUAGUGGCGCUCUCGCAGUGGGUGAUGUUCUUGAGACUCCAGCGCCGGAGGAAAAUCUGCCUUUCUGGUGGCGUUGCCAGAUCGAGGUGUACGAGCCCAACGAGGACCUGUUUUACACGCACGAGAAGUGGUCCUUCCGCAGCAACACGUCGGAUUUGCACCUGCCCCCGGAUUUGUCAGCCGAGAACCCGCGGAAAAAGAUCGGCAUUUGCUGCGGGCUGCUGACCACGCGGUACUGGCCGAUCACGAGUUUCCUGUGCUUUCUCGCCUUCGUGGUGAAUUUUGGGUUUUACGGGUUCAUGUACGCGGCGCCGCAGAACAUGUCGGACGUACAGGAGUCGCUGUGGAUCCGGCCGGGGACCAGCCUGAUGGUGGGCGCGUUUGUGGACUUGCUGGGCUGCAUCGCCGGCACCAUGUUCGUCUCGCGCAUGACGCGGAAGGCGGGCGUGUGUGUCUACUUGAUGUUGGCUUUUCUCGGGGUGCUCCUGUUCCUCACCGCGUUGUCGUUUUCGCCCGUGAACCCCUACAAGAUCAUCGUCGACGAGAAGAAGGGCGAAAAAGGCCGCCUGCUGUCCUUGCUGCAAAACCGGGGCCUGGAGGUGCUCACAGCAGAAGAUCAAGUAGUCGACCAGAGUGCUGCUGCUGCAGAUGACAGUGCAAGAACUGUUGCCAGUUCAUCUCGUUUUGGCCCUGCUUCCACAAAUAAGAACGCGAAGAUUAUCGACUUCAACACAGCACUGGGAACCACUAUCAUCUACAGUAAGCCUCCUCCGGCGCCCGUCACCCAACGAGAGGAGGUUGAGACCACAAGAGGCAGUGGUCCAUCUUCAUCAGCCACGAACCUGCACCAACAUGAUCCGAGCCCCUUUCUGUCUUUCCUCGACCUGCGGCCCGAGAGCAACGCGGACUUGGGUGCGGAUACGGACUUCGGAACCACCCUGAUUUGGGACAGGCGGGGAGACAACCAGCGGAAGCAGAGUUCCGCGUGGAACAAGCUAGCGCAACAGGAAGCUAAGCCUGACAGCGACGCGCACAACCAAGUUGUAGGCGGUGGUCGUGGCGUUGACAGAGAGCACGGUGUUGAUCAUACAUCUCAGCUGCAGAAGAACAGAAUCUCUCUGUUGGAAGUGCCAAAAAAUACAGGCGGCACGACUCCUAGCACUCUACUUCGAGGAAUUCAAGAUUAUCCCACCGACGAUGCAGAUGUAGAUGUUCCACAGGCCGCACCGGUAGAGCUGCAAGAGCUUCAGCAGCUCUCAGACAUCAACUUUGACCGCCUUCACGCGCGCAACGCCUUCGGCCGCAACGGACCGGCGGGGCUGGGGCAAGGAACGUACAUGUUUCUCCAGGAAGAGAUGGUGGCGAACAGAAAGAGUGGCGCUCUCUCUGCCGCCGAAGCGGAGGAAGACGAUUCCGUCGGUUCCGAAAUGCUCUACAACGACGAGGAUGAUGAAGAGUUGUCUCAAGUAGACGAAGCUGCUGCAGCCGCACAAGCUGAGGUCGAUCCCGAAAAAGCGUCGGAGCUGCGCGAAGACGUGAAGAGCCUGAACCUGAUCCAGCACCAGCAGGACGAGGAGCAACAGCAGGGUCUGGCGGCCGAAGAUGACGAACGACAACGAGAGCAGCAGCGGGAUGAGAAUCGUCAGAUCAGUUCUUCUGUUCGGCGGUCGGAUGAACAACAAGAGCAAAAUCAAAACUACGAUCCAGACGGCCCGGAGGUGCACGCCAUGGCGAACGCGUACAGACGGGAGACGGCGCUGGACCGCAUGGAGAACGACGAAGACAGGCAAGACUUGGCCGGACGCAGGUCCUACAAGUCGGAUAAGCACCACGACCCGGAACAGGAAGCGGAGGCAAGAAAGGAGGAGGAGGCUGACGGAGAGGACAGCGCCGGCGAGGAGGCGGACGAAGAGGAUUCGUCUGCUCCGGGCGGCGAACGGGAACUACAGGAGGGCAAAAAAACCGAGGGCGGAAGUGGCACUGCUUUCUAUCCUCGUAGAAAAAAUACAGCUAAGCGACCUCGAUCGGGCUGAGUGUUGCAUUUUAUGGUUUUGAUGAGAAAUGAAAAAAGUAAAAGAAAUACUGGGUUCUUUGUUCGUCAUCGCCCAUGAUCAACACUGAGCAUUUAUGACUCAUUCAGCUCACAACCAAGGAAGGUUCUGCUUUUGCUAGUAUUCCCUUCUGCAGGAAGAUUUAGAUUUUCCUGAGUUUUCUGCAGCCGCAGCGGAGCAUCGAGCCGGUGAACUUGGACAAAUGAAGUCGGUUCGGAGCCACCAAAAAGAGCCGCGCGUCCGUCUCGCUCCGUCCUCCAUCACCACCUCUGAUUUUGAAGUUGGCCUGGCGUCCGGUUUGGGAGCCUCCUUUACUGGCCUCAACACCGAGGAGGCCUUUGUCGGUCGGGCGCGGGCGUCCUUGUUGCACAAGGCCGACGAGAUGAAGAACACGAUGAAGAAGCGGGCCCCAGGCACCAGACAGCUGAACCUACUUCAGCGACAGGGACAGGCGCCAGCCGCAGCGGCUGGUGGAGGGACAUCAACUGCAGCUGCAGGAGGUGCGACCGCUAGUGCCGCGAGCACGAAUGGAACCACUAACAGCUCGACGAUCGGGCAGUACUACGCUAGCGCGCGGGCGGGCGCCGCGUCGCUGGGGAGCAAAAUCGAGCACGGGGCGUACGCGGUUGGGUACAAAACGAAGGAGGUCGCGGACUACGCCAUAGACGGGGCGAAAAACGUCGGGGGCCACAUCCGCGAGGCCACGCGGCAGGAAUUCGUGGAGCCGGACCCGGAUACUGAGGAGAUCGACAACCGGCCGUUUCAUUUGGAGUGGCUCCUGCAGCUUGGCUUCAUCGUCUCCAAAUUCUCCGUACAUCUCGGGUUCGCGGUGCUGUACGUUUUCAGCUGCGAACUGUACCCGACGGAAAUCCGCACCUGCGGGGCGGCCACCUGCAUGGCCGUCGGCCGUUUGGGGGCCCUGUCCGCGCCGAUCGCCUACGAGCUCUGCAUGACCAUAUGGCCACUGUACCUGAGUUUCGUUUUUUUAUCUUGAGAGCGCAAGGAUCUGACGAUUUUGUACUAAAACCUGUCACCCACACUCUCACUGUAUCUUCAACUCCGCACGAAAUUUUUGAGUGUUUUUUUACGAGAUGUUGGAGUGGAUGUCUAGAAAAAAAAAAUAUUAUAGAACUUCUAAAAACGCUAUAGAGAUUCUCACGCAUAGACAUUCUGACUCUCAUAGAUGUUCUCGCUGCUCUUUGUUGAAAACAAUAAUUGGCACACGGUGCGCGCUUCGGAUUUUUGUUUUGGAGGGGCGCGGGCGUCCUCUCGUAUUCUGCCUGCGCUUGGCGCCGGGAAAAUGGCAUUGCGCCUACCGCGCGCGCUUCCCUAGGCGCCGUCGCUGACAGUGGUGAUGGUAUGCGCGUGCCCAUUCUGUAUUGCUCUGUGGCCGGGAGAAAAAUUUGGAGCGCCGCGCGCACGCAGACACCCUGGCCCGAGCAGGGGGCGGAUGCUUCCUUAUUUCCUUUUGCUAUCAGGGGCCGGCCGAAAAAAAAUUUUCGCGCGCGCCGCGCCCACUCAGGCGCGCGCCAUGACCGGGCAGGCGUAGAGGCCCUUCCCUAUGCGUGCCCGGUAGCCGCGCGCUUGCCGAGAAUUUUUUUUCGUGCACAGCGCAUGCGCAAGCGCUUUGGCCUGAGGGCGUGGAAGGUAUUCUUUCGUGUCCGGAAACCCGGGGCGGGCCGGAAAAAUAUUCUGCGAGCGCGCGCUGCGUGUGCGCAGACGCCUUGGCGGGGGGGCGCGGAGCGAAUGUUUUUUGCGCGUCCAGCAGCGAGGGCGGCGCGCCGGAAAAAAAAAAGUUGCGCGCGCGCGCAUGCGCAUGCGCCCCGACCUGAAGGCGCGGAAGCCUUUGGUCGUUCCCAGCUAUCGAGGGCCGCCCGAUCGAAAAAAGUCUUUCGCCCGUUGCGCGCCCGCAGACGCCUUUGCCUGUCUGAGGGCGGUUGGGUUUUUUUCGCGUCCUCCAGGCGGGGCCUCGGCGGCAAAUAUUUGUCGUGCGCUCGCUGCGCGCGCGCAGGCGCCUCGGCCUCGGGGCGCGGAAGGUUUUCGGUGCGUUCGGCAGUCGGGGGCCGUCCGGGAAAAAGUUUGCGCGUGUUGCGCGCACGCAGACCGCCCUGGCCUUGGGUGAGCGUGGGAGGGAGGUGCCUCUCCAUGGCCGGCUAAAAGGCGUUGACCGGAAAAAACCUCGCGUGGGUGCGCCGCGCGCAUCCUCACCAUGUACGGCGUCAGGGUGUGGGCUGUUUUAUUUUUUUCGCGCCCCGCGAUCGGGGGCCGGCCGGUAAAAAAUUUUCCGCGCGCACAGCGCGCGCACGCCUUGGCCCGAGGGUGUAGAAGAUCUUUUGCUCGCCCGGUGGUCGGGGGCUUGUCGAGAAAAAUUUUUCGCGAGCCGCGCGCGCACAGUAGUUUUCUUUUGGCCCACAGGCGAGGAAAGUCUUUUCCGCAACCGGGCGCCAGUUGAAAACAAAUUUUCGCGCGCGCGCGCCUGCGCGCGCGUCUUCCUUGGCCUGAGGGCGUGCGUAGACGCUCUUUUUCACGCCCGGCGGGGGUCGGGGGCCUGUCGAGAAAAAAUUAUCGCGCGUUGCGCGCGCGCGGGCACAUUAGUUUUCUUUUGGCCCGUAGGCGAUGAAAUUUUUUCUCGCAACCGGGGGCCAGCUGAAAAAAAAUUUUCGCGCGCGCGCGCGGAGCGCGCGCGUCUUCCUUGGCCUGAGGGCGUGCCUGGGCGCUCUUCUUCACGCCCGGCGGCCGGGGGCCUGUCGAGAAAAUAUUUUCGCGCGUUGCGCGCGCGCGGGCACAUUAGUUUUCUUUUGGCCCGUAGACGAGGAAUUUUUUUUCCGCAACCGGGGGCAAGCUGAAAAAAGACUUUAGCGCGCGCGCGCGCCUUCCUUGGCCCGCGGGCGUGCGUGGAAGGUUUUCUUCUCACCCGGAGGUCGGGGGCUUGUCGAGAAAAAAUUUUCGCGCGCUGCGCGCGCGCGGACGCAUUAGUUUUCUUUUGGCCCGUAGGCGAAGAAAUUUUUUUCCGCAACCGGGGGCCAGCUGAAAAAAAACUUUAGCGCGCGCGCGCUGCGCGCGCGCGCCUUCCUUGGCCCGAGGGCGUGCCUGCGUGGAAGGUUUUCUUCUCACCCGGAGGUCGGGGGCUUGUCGAGAAAAAAUUCCCGCGCGCUGCGCGCGCGCGGACGCGUUAGUUUUCUUUUGGCCCGUAGGCGAGGAAAUUUUUUUCCGCAAGAAAUUUUGUUUCCGCAACCGGGGACCAGCUGAGAAAAAAUUUUCGCGCGCGCGCACAGCGCUCGCGCGCCUUCCUUGGCCUGAGGGCGUGCUUGGAAGGUUUUCCUCUCACCCGGAGGUCGGGGGCUUGUCGAGAAAAUAUUUUCGCGCGCUGCGCGCGCGCGGGCGCAUUAGUUUUCUUCCGGCCCGUAGGCGAGGAAAUUUUUUUCCGUAAGAAAUUUUUUUCCGCAACCGGGGGCCGGCUGAAAAAAAACUUUAGCGCGCUGCGUGCGCGCGCGCGCCUUUCUUUGCGUGGGUGAGUCAGUGGCUUGAGACUUUUUUUCACGCCCGGCGGCCGGGGGCUUGCUGGAAAAAAAAUAUCGCGCGCUGUGCGCGCACACAUGUUGGCCAGGGGGCGCGGCGAGGUGUUGCUUGCACCCGGCAACCGGGGCUGCCGGAAGAAAUAGAGCAAAUUUUCGCCACCGCCCCCUGCCCGCCCGCAGGCGCCGGCCUUGGUCUGCGGGCGGGCGCGGAGGUUUUUUUCGCGCCGCCCCCUCGGGGUCUUGCCGGGAAAAUAUUCGCGGCGCGCAGGCGCCUUGUUCUGGCGCGCUUUUGCUUGCGUCCGGCGUCCGGGCAGUCCCGGAAACGACUUUCGCGCGCCGCGCGCGCGCAGCCGCCUUAGCUUGAGAUGGGCGCAGAAAGUUUUUCUUCAAUAUGAGGAAAGCUGUUCGCCUGCUAGCAAGGUGAUGACGAUGGUGAUGAAUCGCGCGCGGCUACCGGGUGUUGGCCGGAAAAAAACUUACCGCGCGCUGCGUGCGCAUAGUGGCCGUGGCGUUAGAGGGUGGGCGGGGCCGCUUCUUUCGUGUCCACGAUUGGGGGUUUGCCGGAAAAAAAAUUCCGCGCGCUCCGCGCGCGCAAGCCUUUGUGCGGAGCCUUUCUCUCCGCCCGGCAUUCGGGGGCGGGCUGGCGAAAAUUUUUCGCGCGCGCGCGCGCACAUGUUGGCCCGGGGGCGCGGUUGGGGACUUUUUGCGGACCCGCCCCCCUUCCGGGGCCGGCCCGGCUGAAAGAAAGAAUAAAGUAAAUUGUUCGCGCGCUGCGCGCACGCAACCUCCUUGGCCUCCGGGCCCGGGGCGUUUUUUUCGCGCCUAGCAGCCUGCGGCCGGCCUGGAAAAACUUUUUGUGCGUAACUUCCUUGGCCUGCGGGCCCGGCCGGAGUGUUUUUUCCGCGUCCAGCCUUUCCUUGGAGGCCCGCAGGGGAAAAAAAAUUUUGCGCGCUGCGCGCACGCAGGCACAUUGCCCCGGGGGCGCGGGGCGUUUUUUUCGCGUCCGGCCGUUGCUGGCUUGCCGGUCGGAAAAAAAGAUCGCGCACUGCGCGCACGCAGGCAGACUGGCCCGGGGGCGCGCACGCAGGCAGACUGACCCUUAUGCCUUACCUGCAAAGAGCAAGGGCCUCGCCGUCCUUUUUUCGCAUCUUUUCACUGUAGGUGAGCGCCCAGCUCCUCGGGGGGCCUAAGCGUCCGGCUUCUCGUAGCCGGAGAAGCUGGACUUCCAGCUUCUCGUAGCCGGAGAAGCUGGCCUUCCAGCUUCUCGUAGAGCCGCCCGGGGAAGCUGGACUGUCAGCUUCUCGUAGAGCCGGGGAAGAUGGACUUUCAGCUUCUCGUAGAGCCGGGGAAGCUGGACUUUCAGCUUGUCGUAGAGCCGGGGAAGCUGGGCUUUCAGCUUCUUGUAGAGCCGGGGAAGCUGGACUUCCAGCGUCUCGUAGAGCCGGGGAAGCUGGGCGCCCAGCUUCUCGUAGAGCCGGGGCAGCUGGACUUCCAGCUUCUCGUAGAGCCGGGGAAGCUGGACUUCCAGCUUCUCGUAGAGCCGGGGAGGCUGAGCUGCCGGCUUCUCGCAACCAGGGAAGCUGGACUGUUAGCUGCUCGGAGCAGGAGUGCUGGCGUUCUGGCUGCCAGAAUCUAGAAGCUAGAUUUCUAGAUUUCUAGAACCUAGAAAUCUAGAUUUCCAGACUUCUAGAUUUCUAGAUUUCUAGAAAUCUAGUUUCUAGAUUCUUGGCCGCCAAAGUCUAGAAACAAAUCUAGAGGCUACGGAACCCAGAACCGCUAUCCCAAUAGACGUUCUGGGGUCAGAAGCUCUAUUGCAAUAGACGUUCUGACUCCAGAACCUCUAUUGUGAUAGAGGUUCUGGGUCCAGAAGGUACGAGAUAGAGCUUCUCAAGCUAGAAAAUGUCAAGAAACAGUGAAAAGAUUUCUCUCCCCUUCCUGGGAAUCACUACUACUACUCGAGUCGCUCUAUUCCAUCAACAAACAGGCUGUUCUACAUCGUGGUUUUGAUCCUUUACGCGCUUUCCGGUCUGGUGCUGCGACAGGCGCACCUGAAGGAGAUGGCGGGUAUUGCGCUGGUCGAGGCGGACUCGGACGCAGACACCGACGAGCCGGUUCGGGGGGCGGCGCCCUGGAACUUCCGUGUCAAGGACGAAAAGCCGUCACCGCCGCCGAGCACGCUGCCCUCCGCCCGCGACUUACCACCGGCGGAGCUCGGCGACAUCGACAACGCGGACGAGGCCGGAGUUGGUGUUCCGCUCACUGGUACUACGUCAAGUGCGAGAGCGCGGCAACAACAAAUCGCUGCAACGGGAGAGGGCGAGGCGGCUGGAGAUGGGGUCGUGAUGGAAGAAGAGGGCGACGAAGCUCUGUACAAGGCGCAGCCGCCGCAGUACGGCCGCGCCGGCCAGGAGCCGGCAGUUACCUUCACCCGCGGGCUGGCCGCCGACGCCGUCGCGCCGCCCGACAGGAGCAUCGAGACCGUCGUGUCGCAAGACAAAUACACGGGCGCGGGGAUCGACAAAACGGUGGAGACGAUUGUCUCCCAGAAAUCCGAGUUGAAUGUGGUCACCACCCAAGCCAUGCGGACCGCGGGCGCGCUGCCCACCGCAGCAGGGCCAGGAGGCGAUCCCGAUGCGAUGGGGGGACAAAUUACGACAGGGCAGGCGGCGGAGGACCAAGCGCAAGCACCUUCGUCAGGCAAGCGGGACGAGCCCCCGUCUCUGCAGGAAUCGGUCGCGGCGCAGUCGUCUGCCGCGGUGUCCAGUCGCGGGCCACCGGAGAUCCCCGGCAUGGCUGUCGCACUGGAUACGUACACGACAAGCAAGCAACAGGAGCGCGCGGUAGUGGGAGCAGAGGGCGGCGUGACCGCUGAGCGAGGGAUACUAGUUGCUGGAGGUGGCGAUGCGCAAGCCGGAGUCGGAGCCGCAGGCGGAACCAGUACAGCGCGGCAAGUAGAAUCCCAACCCGCUGGCGCGAGUGGACCGGACGAGGUGCUGGCGGCGUCGACCGAAAAACCGGUGCUGGCAGAGGGUGAGGCCCGGGAGCUGCUAGCCUCCAGUCAAAUGCAAUCGUUGAUGGAAUCCCGCCAGAGUCUGACGCAGUAUAGGAUGUUUUCUUUUCUUUUCGUCUAGAACAUGAACAACAUACAAUUGGGCUGAGACUAGUAAUACUGUGAAGGAAGAAGGGUGACAUGACUGACACUCUUGCUACUCCCUUGCGACUUGGAAUUCAUUUCUGCAAAUUCCACAUGUCAUUUUAAAACGACAACCACGACACCAGCUCCUUGAUGGCUUCCUCGAUGUUGGGGCAGACCGUGUCAGAUGUGAAGAUCGAGUAUGAGGAGGAAUCGCACGAGGAGGUGCUGCCCACGAAGGACGCACUGGAUGCCGAGCGGCGCAAGGACGCCCUGGCGGUCCUGGGGCAGACCGUCGCCGACGCACAGGAGCACGUCGUGCAAGCCCGCGACGACCUGCACGACAAUCUGGUGCAGCCGAGCAUGUCCGCCCACGCCUACGGCAAGCAGAAGGAGGCGCUCGCCGUGCUGGGCGUGGCGGUGGAAGCAGCGCGCGAACAGCUGCUGCACGAAAAGGAGGUGACGGUGUACAGCAACGAAAUUCUGCAGAGCCAGGCAGCCGUGACGCUGGAACGGGAGCAAAACGCGCUCGCGGUGCUCCGCCAGGCCGUGGUCGACGCCCAGGCGCUGUUUGUCGGCAGCAAGGAUGAACUGUUUGACGACAGUGUCCGCUUGUCGCAGUACGCGAAGGACCUGCAGCGGCGCAAGGACGCGCGCGGAGCGGUGGCGCAGGCGAUGCGGGAUACCCGGGAGAUUUUUGUCCAGGAUAACGACCGGCUUCACAGUGACGAAGUGCUCCGCAGCAAGGGUGCGCUGGAAGAUCAGAGACAACAGGACGCACGGGACGCGUUGCGGGAUGCUAUCAAGGACGCGAAAGAGCUGUUUGUCCAGGGUCAGGAUGAGUUGCACAGCAAGGAGGUGGAACGCAGCCAGUCCGCGAUCGAGGCGCAGCGGGCCCAGGAUGCGCGGGAAGCGCUGCGGGACGCGAUAGCGGACGCGCAAGAGUUGUUCGUCCAGGACCAAGAUGCCUUGCACAGCCAGGAAGUGCAACGAUGCCGGUCCGCGAUUGAAGCGCAGAGAAAACAAGACGCGGCACAAGCGCUGCGGGACGCGAUCGUCGACGGGAGGGAGUUGUUCGUGCAACAUCAAGACGAGUUGCACAGCAAAGAAGUAACGCGGAGUCGCGCGGCGACGGCGGCGCAGCGGACGCAAGACGCAGAGCAGGCGUUGCGCGACGCACUUGUGGACGCGAAGGAGCUGUUUGUGCAAGAUCAGGACAGACUGCACAGCAAAGAGGUGUUGAGGAGCCAGUCCGCGAUCGAAGCACAACGAACGCAGGACGCGGGGCAAGCGUUAAGGGACGCGGUAACGGAUGCGUUGGAGCUGUUCGUUCAGCACCAAGACGUGCUGCACAGCAACGAGGUCUUGCGCAGCCGAUCCGCGAUUGAAGCCCAGCGACAGCAGGACGCGGCUGCGGCCCUGCGCGACGCGAUCGUUGACGGAAAAGAAUUGUUUUUGCAAGAUCAAGAUGAGCUGCACAGGAAAGAGGUGCUGCCGAGCCAAUCCGCGAUCGCAGCCCAGCGGAAGCAAGACGCAGAAAGCGCCCUCCGGGACGCAAUUGUGGAUGGGAAGGAGCUUUUUGUCCAAGAUCAAGACGAGUUGCACAGCAAGGAGGUGCUGCGGAGCCAAUCCGCGCUCGCGCGGCAGAGAAAACAGGACGCGGAAGACGCGCUCCGUGACGCGAUCAAGGAUGCGAAGGAGCUGUUUGUCCAGGACCAAGACGCCCUGCACAGCAACGAAGUCCACCGCAGCAAAGCCGCCAUUGAGCAGCAACGGAAACAGGACGCACAGGCCGCACUGAACGACACGAUUAACGAUGCGAAGGAAUUGUUUGUGCAAGACCAGGAUGCGCUGCACAGCAACGAAUUCGGCUUCAGCCAGGGCGCGAUCGCUGACCAGCGGAAGCGCGACGCGCUGCUGUUCCUGCAGCGGACGGUGAGCGAGGCGAAAGCGCAUUAUUUGCAGUUCCCGGAUGAGCUGUAUGACGACGAAGUGAGGCCAAAUGAGGCUGCGAAGGACGUGGAAAACCGGCGCAACGCGCUGAAAGCGCUCGAGCAAGCGGUGCAGGAAGCGAAAGACCACUAUCUUGUUGGGCACCCGAAUGAGAAGUUGUUUGACACCGAAGUUCUCCCGUCCGACUCGGCGGUCGACGUGGAGCGGCGGCAGAACGCGCUUGCGGCACUGAAGAACGCGGUGAAGACAGCGCAGGAGCUGUACCUGCAACAUGAAGAUUCGCUGUACGAGAAUGCAGUGUUGCCGACGAAGAAGCAACUACCGAUGGAGAAAGAAGAGCUGCUGAGGGAGAAGAAGCAAGAGCAGGAAAAGCAGAAAAAAGUCUUGGACUUCUUGAACACAGCCGUCACCGCGGUGCAGAGGGAGCUGGCGGAGGGGAACGCGGAAUACGGCAAAUCGCGAAGGCACCCGUUGGACUACAACACUUCUCUCAGCAACACGGAGGUGGAGCAAGAAUCCGAAUCGCAGGAAGAAGAUUUUGCGACGUCGUCGAAACCCGCAUCAAACAAGCAGAAAUUAUCGCAGAAGGCCCGUGCGUACCUCGACCAGAAUUUGGCGACGGCACAGCAAGAGCUAUUGUUGGGGCAAGAAGCGCAACAAGGGGGAAAACAAGUGGUGAAAGAAGAGAAGAAGUCGGCAAAAAAUAACGCAGCUGCAGCAACUGCAUCUUCGAGUCGUGAAGGAGCUCCUGGAGGAGGUCGUAGUCCCCCCACAAGGGACGGCGAGCACUUCAACGCGCCACCAUCGUCGAAAGAAUCAUCCGCGUCGUCAAAAUAUCAGGCCGCUCCGGACUUAACUAACUUCAAAGCAACUGAAGUUUCUGCUACUACUACUUUGUCGCAGAAGUCUGGGGCGGCGCCUUACGACGAUCACGAGACCACAGCGAAAGAUGAACUCAGGCCGCACUACUACACGAAGGGCAGGCACAAGAACCCUGAAAGUGACGGUGCGAGAGCUGGAGUGCCGAUGACCAAGGUGCCUCUGUUCAAGGGGCGCGACGGAGAAAUGAUUUCCAGUCCAUUGUAUUCUUCCGAUGACCCGGAUGCAAAUGGUAACCCCAUCCUUGCAGUGUACUCUUCCUCCUCGAAGUCUUCGUCGUCGAGCGGAGGCUCAGUGUCUCCCGGCGAGCCGCCAGAAGUGGUAAAGACGCAAGAGCCUCCAGGUGAAGGUGGUCCAGGAGAGCUACAGGAGUUUACUACUAGCAGUUCUGUCGAUGUGUCCCCCGACGACCAUCGAUCCCCGAUGUACGGAGUGGGAGCUACGGGAGGAACAAAUACAACUGGCGACUUUGUAUUGCGACCUGUCGCGCCCAAGUCGGUAGUCCGACCGCCACCUCCGCAACUCGGGUAUCAAUCACAAAACCAGCAGAACCGAACGCAGGUCCCCGCGUCGUCGCCAACAACACGAGCUAUUGCUGUAGACCUGGACACUCCCGUGGACGAGUUCAGUAUCACCCCGGAGGAUGACGGGACAAAGGCAAAGACCAAGACGGCGAGAAGCAACAUCGAGCAGGAGCCAUCAUCUCUACUCGGCCACCAGAAUGCUCAGGCCAAGCGGAAGCUAACGCCGAGGGCGGGAGUGUCAAAAAACAUCGCGUUUGCACAGCCAACCACAAGGGACGGUGAAGAACAACAAGGCGCAUCAACUUCUUCAGCGAGCCGAAGCGACCGCUCGUCUUCUUCCGCCUCGGCACAAGCGCAGCAGGAGCGAGCCGAACUCGUCACGCGAUCGGCCGCGGGUGCGGGACCCAAACCGGAGCUGAAGAAGAAAAAAGCAAAGAAAUAGGUGAAUGAAAAAUUCGGGCUCGAAUGCAAGUCGUAAUAAAUUGAAGUCUGACAUGACAAUAGUACGCCUACGCUUGCUUGGUCUUGGACCAUGCUUGUGCGAAGGCCGUUUCCAAGAAAUAUCAAAUUUGUUUGUUGAGAAUACAGAAUCUGUUGUUUGAUAGCUUCCUUACUCAAAGUUUUGAUUUUUAGCAAAUUAUUCACAGGAGCGACUAGAUUUGGUUUUUGGAAAAAUCCAAGUCAGAAUGCUCCUCCCUUCUGUCUUUUUAGAAAAUAGGAACGCGACGUGCUGGAUGGCUCGUCCCUAAAAAAUAAACUGUUGCAAAGCAACGUGGUAAAAGCUCGCACCUAUUUGAGCGAAGUCCGUGGGCAUCUAUUUCGUAAAGUAGAAUAUCAAAAGCAAAAUGAACAUGAAGAAAUUCAAGUUGUCUUUUUACGUCGUCAAAUCAAUGAAAUGAAUACUGUAAUUAAAAAAACAAGCCAUGAAAUGACUAAUUGAAAUUGACCCAUUGAUACAUAGCUACAUACUCCAACUACUAAAGUAUCAAAACCAAUAGCGGAGUAUGCAAAGAAAGCAAUGAACACCGAGCAGCAAAGGUUUCUUCCACAACAUGGUCACCAAAAUGAUGCCUCAAGGGCAAGCUAUUCUGAGUAAAAAACAAAGACUAACAUUACCACAUGCUGAUUAACAUGAGGCCUCAAGCCACUUUGUGAGCCUGAGUCCAACUACUCGCGAUCAUCAAUGAGCAUCUAGCUUGAAUAGCAAUGAGAGAGGUGCAACGAACCAAUGAAUCUCACUUUUUUUGUUUUUGAUGUCCAUUUUUCAUGAUGUUGGAAAAAUUUGAAU
Molecule: messenger RNA, 16734 nt
Organism: Amoebophrya sp. A120
Lineage: Eukaryota; Dinophyceae; Syndiniales; Amoebophryaceae
Source: the annotation of a GenBank genome assembly